UAUGAUGCAGCAAAGAGAUUUCUAUGGGAAUGAUUACAUAUACAAACAUAUCAAAUAAGUAAGUUUAUAGGAGUUUACAGAUUAAUUAUUCAAUCCCAUAAGGCAUUAAAAAUAAAUGGUUUUAUUUUCUCAGAAUGAAUAAAAAGAAUAAUAAGAGUUAUAUAAAUAUUAUGUCUAUUUGGGAGGAGGUGUAUUUACAGUAUCUGCUUUAUCAGUUAUUUUCUAUAAAAAAAUUCCCUUCCUUAAUAGAAUUGAGAAAAGAUGGGCUAGAAUAUUAACAAAAGCUUUAUUACUAUUUGGACCACUCCAAGUAAUUUUGAUAUCUAUAUAAUAAAGGUACAAUCUAUAUUUGGUCAAAGAGCUUAAUAUGAAUUAUUAGAUAGAUAGUUUAUAUAAUAUCAUAGAUAAUUAUAAGAUUAUAUGUUUUCUGGGGACAUAAGAAAACUUAAAUAAGAUAUUUAAAUAAGUCCUGUAUGAU
Paramecium pentaurelia is the source of this 478-nucleotide messenger RNA. Lineage: Eukaryota; Ciliophora; Oligohymenophorea; Peniculida; Parameciidae. The record is from the annotation of a GenBank genome assembly.